AACUUAGGAAAAAUACGUUUGGCAAGAAUGUAAAAAAAUCUAUUCCACUUGUCUGCCAGAUACCACGUUGUACAUACGCAUAUUUAGUUCUGUGAAAAGUCAUGUUAUAUAUUUUAUAUAAUAAAUAAAUAUUUGUGUUGAGUUUAACUCCUCUAUAUUAUUUGUAGUUAUUAAGAUACCCGAUAGCAACAAAAACAUAGGGUCCCUAACAAAAACAUUACAACAACGCCAUCUGUUUUGUCUCGAUAAGUGAUCUCUCGAUUGGAAGAGAGAAGUCAAACAUGAAGAAAAUUUACCACAAAAAAGACCUCAAUUUGGAAAUCGUGUUUUAUCAAACGACGAUGAUGUUUUUCGUCACAAUGCAUGGGACAAUGUUUCUUGGGAUAAGGAACAAGAAGAAUUAGCCCAAAUGAAAGUAAAUGAUAAUUCUACUGUUACAUUACCAAUGGAAACAUUACUGAAAUAUGAGAAUGAAGCUGAUAAAUAUUGGGACAAGUUUUAUGGAAUUCAUAAUAAUAGAUUUUUUAAAGAUAGACAUUGGUUACUCACAGAAUUUCCAGAAUUAGCACCAGAUACAGUAAAACAGAAUUCUAUGCAACCAGUAAGAGCUGUUAUCACAAAUGAUCAAAAUAAUGAUGACAAUGAUGUAGAAACAAAUACACAAGUUCUUAAUAUAUCAACUACAAAUUCAAAUAAAAUUUUAGAAAUUGGUUGUGGUGUAGGAAACACUGUAUUUCCGAUACUUUUGUAUAAUACAGAUCCAAAUUUGUUUGUGUACUGUUGUGAUUUUUCUACCAAAGCAAUAGAUAUAUUGAAACAGAAUCCUGCUUAUGAUGAAAAAAGAUGCAAAGCAUUUGUAUUGGAUGUAACACAAGAAGAAUGGAUAGUACCAUAUGAACCUGAAAGUCUUGACAUUAUUGUUAUGAUAUUUGUUCUUUCAGCUAUACAUCCAGACAAGAUGAAUCAUGUUGUUAAAAAAAUAUAUCAUUACUUGAAACCUGGAGGAUUAGUUCUUUUUAGAGAUUAUGGAAGAUAUGAUUUAGCACAGUUGAGAUUUAAAAAUGGUAGUUGUUUAUCGAAUAACUUUUAUGUUCGUGGAGAUGGUACUCGAGUAUAUUUUUUUACACAAGAUGAUGUAAGAACAUUAUUCACUAGUAAUGGUUUUAGUGAAGAACAAAAUUUAGUUGACAGGAGAUUACAAGUAAAUCGAGGAAAGCAAUUAAAAAUGUAUAGGGUUUGGAUACAAGGAAAAUAUCGUAAAAAAUAAAUAUGUUGACAAGUAAUCAUGUGAAUUUUGACAUUUGAUUCUCAAAUUCUCCUAGUAUGAGGUUUACCUGUAAUAGCAAUAUAAAACAUACAUGAAAAUACUUCAAAGUAUUUUAUUAAUAUGAAUUUAAA
Messenger RNA from Polistes dominula (European paper wasp), 1398 nucleotides. RefSeq names its product methyltransferase-like protein (gene Mettl2). NCBI's taxonomy places the organism in Eukaryota, Metazoa, Arthropoda, Insecta, Hymenoptera, Vespidae. The record is from RefSeq and is a predicted model, not a curated record. Gene Ontology annotation, molecular function: tRNA (cytidine-N3)-methyltransferase activity.